CACAACGCGUACGGAACGGGGCGUCGCACGAUCCGUCAGGCGCGGUACGACCGACCGCGUUUUAUUGUCGUGCCGACUCCGCACCUGGCAACGCACCGGCCGCACGAUAAUAUCGUAACGAUAUUAUUAGAACGCUGCCAUCGAAUUAACGUCUUCGGGCGUAUUUAUACGCGUCUAGUCUCGACCGUUGUCGACAUCGCGACCGUUUCGGUUUCAAUACGUUCAAUCGAUCGCCGGCACCUGCGCCGCGCCGCCGUCGGUUCCGUUCGUCCGAAGGUUCCGCUCGCGUAUCCGCGAAACGCAUUUUCAUUAUCGUCGAGGUCACGUGCGCAGUGUAUACGCCGGCCUCCCGCUGAUGAUACGUCUUAAUUUUUCGAUAUAUUUUAUAAACGCGGGAGAAGAAUUUUUUUUUUCGCCGCAUGCGAGUGAUUUAGUAAAAUAAAAAAAAACCAGCGAUAUGCCUCCUUUUCAGAUCGACCGUAACCUGUUGCUGAUGAAAGUCCAUUAUUUCGUGGGAAUAGGCGGUAAGCGCGCAUAAUGGAUACAUAAAAAUAUUUUUAUUUUUUUUUUGCAAACUUUAUCGUUUUUAUAACUAUUGAAUUAUCGUCGGGGGUCAGCGGCGUAUUCGGAAUUUCGCCAAAGACGGAAAUAUCGAAUUUGUAAAUUGCCGAUGUUUAAUUUAUACAUUGUUCACAGUGCCUAUAAUUCAAUCUGUCCUGAAAUAUUAAUAUUGGCGAUCAAAUAAUUUACACUAUUUAGGCGCCUACCCAACUUCCUCUGUGUAUCCUACUGUGUCCUUAGACCGGUUCGGAUAAUAUACAGGUUUCGUUUUAAACUAGAAAAUGUUUACGUUCAGAUUUUCAGAUAACAACACACUGAAACGUUGAUUUUUCCGACCAGUAAAGACAUUUGAAUUUAUAACUAAGAAGCCAUAUAAAAUAACAGAUUCUAAUAAUAGGUCAAGGGGAGAGAUAUACUUUCCUUAUCUCCUUCUGUAAAUAUCCCGCCAUAUUUUGAAUAUAUUAUCGGUUAAAUGUCGUUUUAUGAUGAAAAAUAGUUAUCGCGUCUCGUAAAUCGAAAAUCAAUCAAUAUGUCUCACGUAUUAUAAUAUCACGAUAUUAUAAUGACGUUUUAUUCAAUUUGCAUGCAAUACGUCUAUGUGCGUAUUACCUCUGCAAUCCUUUUGAAUGGCGAACAUUCGUCUGCGGCUUAUUCGGACGUAAAAGUUUACGAAUUAAAUAAUUUAUGUUUUUUCUUUCUCUUUUUUUUUAUCCAUUCGAAAACAUCGUUAAUACCGUCUUGUGCACACCUCCGUUAAAGGUGGUUAUCAUUUGCGCAUUAUUAUUGUUCUUUUCGACCUCUUUCAUAAGACAUUUGCGCACCGUUAAAUUGUCGAGGUCGAAGGAAAUUAGGAGUACUUAAAACGGAUGAAACCGUAAAUUGUUUUCUGAAUUUCAGCUUAAUAUCCAGUAUAAAUAAUUUUUAAAUACAAUAGUUAUUUAGAAGGUAUAGGUGUUAUACGUAGGUACAAAAGUUAUUUCUGUUUUAAAAAUAUAAUGUCCAUUUAUCUAGACCAGGGAUAGCAAAUCCAUUGCACGCAUGCCCGAGGUGGCACGUGAAAAAUAUUUUGAGCAUACGGCUUUUAUCGGAUCGGAUUAUUGUAAUCGAUCUUUUAUCAGGGAUCAGGUGGGAGGCGAUUCGUGUGAGGCCAUAUUAUGAUGUACGAAUUUUGGGGGGCAGGUAAACAAACGGUGAACAAAUGAUAACCGCCACCCGUGAAACCCUUUAGGCGUUCGACAUGAUUCUCGCCUACAAUUAAGUCAUCAAACGAACAACUGUUUACGAACAAUUAAUAUGUAGGUACCUAUUAUUGUAAAUCAGCAUCCACCUGCAAACAAAAUAAAUUAAUAUUAUUUUCAUUUUAGUAUUUACUGUUCAUUUGUUUAUUGUAAUCAGUAGCACACGCAGGAUUGUUUUCCGGGAGGGGUUUUAUUUAUAAUAAAAAUCCUAGAGAGGGGAUAGCAUAUAUUAUUAUCAGUACAACAGUACUAUCACUAUUAUUACUGAAUAAAUGAUUUUUGAUAAAAUUAAAUUUUAUUUUAUUCUGCAGUAUAAGAUAUUGUUGUUGAAAUAAGUUGAUAUAAGUUGGUAUAAGAUGAGUUGUUGAAUGGAAAACUUGAUAUAAAAAAAUGUAGUGUUGGAAAACAUAUCGGGGUUAGGUCCCUUCUCCCUUUGUGCUCGCCACUGUUUAUAAUAUAAUAUAUGGCGGCGGUUUACUAUUAACAGUUUUACAAGAGGGAGAUCGUCCGAUUCGGCUGAUGAGACGACGGGUACACUAAUCCACCAUUUUUGCGUCUUUCACGUGCGUUCUUUUUAAACCGUAUAGCCGAUCCCAAACGCUGAUUGCUAAAUCAUUAUUGCCCGUCUAUCAACCGGCACAACUGGUUUUCGUUUUUUUUCCUGUUUCGCGCGCGUAAAACAUAGCAACGAAAGCAAUAUUAUUGGGCGCAUACUGGUCGCCUCCGGAAUCAAAAAGGUCGAUAAUUUUAAUACGAAUCGUCUUCCGGGUAUAUUCCUCCCGGCGUACCUUAAACUUUAUCGUAAACGAAAAAGAUCUACUACUAGUCGCCUCCCAAUAGGUAGGUAAUGAAUGUAUAAGUGGUUUACAAACAGUAUGCAUAAAUAUACAGCUUUGUUUAAAUCUUUUAUCAUGAAGUAAUAUUAUGUUGGUUUUUACGUAUUAAUAAGUAAUAACUUAUCAUUGGAUUUUGGAUUUAUACAUUCAAAGUCGUAAUCUAUAAUUUUUGUGUAUUGUUAAUAUUAUACGACUAAUAUUAAACAUUACAUAUCUUGUGUAAUAAUUAUUAUCAUUAGCUGAGCUUCAACACUCGUCGCAUGAUUUUAUUUUUACAAAUAGUUAUUAAGUGAUUGAAUUAGAAUUUUUAAUAGUUAUUAAGUGAUGAUAAUAUUUUUGAAGUUUUUAGAAUAGAUCAAAUUGAAAUGCGGGAAAUGAUCAGUGAAAAGAGCAAACAUGUUACAAUAAUUAAUAGUUUUAAAUUUAGUUUUCAAAAAAAGUUAGCCUACAACAAAGAACGGGUAAAUUGUACGACAAAAAUAUGCAAAGUUGUUUUAAAAGUACUUAUAUGAAAGUUAUUAAGUAAUAUUGAACGAAAAUAAGUUGAACCAUAUUAGACAUCAUCUGAACAAUUAUUGUUCAUGUACAUUGUACAUGAUUUUUCAUUGACCGAUUAUAUUAUUAUUUUUAAUAAAAUUAUAAAUAUUAUAUUAAAUCCAGUUUAGUUUAUGAACCACUGCAUUAUUCAAUAUGGGAGGCAACUCGUAUAUAAUUAUGAACUACCUAAUCGUCGGAAGCAACUAGUGUAUAUUAAAAUUUUUAUUUACGAUAAGGAUGGGAGGCGAUUCGUACAUUUUGGGAGGCAAUUCGUAUGCACUGAUAUUAUUAAUGUUAAAAUCAAUUAACCAGCACGCACACUCUGGUUAUAACGAUUUUAACUGAUUAGGUAUACUUAGUUGUAUAACAAUAUGUAUUUGUUUCUUUUAUAAGCAUUUUAAGUUCAAAUUUUGACCUCACGUUUAAUAAAAAAUAAUUAUUUUAAAUUAAUAUAAUUAUUCAUCUUUUAUCUUCAAUGCGUUGCAUUAAUUAAAUUAAUUUCGGGUCAAAUUCAGUCUGUGGCAACUUGAGUAUUCAUCUUGUGAAAGAGAUGUAUUCAUACACACAUUUUUUAUUGAUCAAUAUUCAAUAUAACCCAUGAGGCACUCAUUAUCUCGAAAAGUGUUAACCUUUUUGGGAAUUGUGUUUUAGAAUAUUUAAGAAUUAAUAGCUCUAAAAAGUCGCAUUACUCUAUUUUUAUUGCCUUAUUUAGGGGAAAGGGAACUGCUUUAUACUUUUGAUUUUAAAAUUGUGGCCUAUAUAAAAAAAUUCAAUAAAACAGAGUAUUAAUUUAAAUACUACAUUUUCCCGUUGACGAGAUAUUUCACUUUUAUGUCUCGAAGAGAGGAGCGUAAUAGUGGUGCAUUAUUUGUGUGGCGGUACAGAUCACGAAAUGUUCCAGCACUUUCCCCUACCUAAACUUAAAAGUGAAGUAUCCCGUCAUUGGAUUGACAAAAUUAAAAACUUGUUUAUAAUUUUGUACUGAAUACAAGUUGGUUUCAUCAUACAAAGUAAUAUGUAGUUCCACCGUACGUAUAUUAUUAUUACAAUAAUCAUGUUUCAUCGUUUUUUUGUCUACAGUAAGAUGAUAUUGUGAAUAAUUAUACUCGAUUAUAUUUUCUUAGGUGUUAAUUGGUGUGACUGAUGGCAAAAAAUAAACCAAGAAAUGACGGUCUAAUAAUUACACUAUAACAUCGUCUUGUUAUGAUAAAUUGUUUGUUCAUUCUUAUUUCCCUCCCUCACCUCCCGAAAAACCUUAUUAAAAUAUAUACAUAAAAACAAUACGAAAACUUGUUAUUUGAUAUUUUACUCUAUAACGUAUUAUUUAUAUAAAAAAAGAAAAAAUGUGUAAGUAUCAAACAAAUUAGCGUCAAAAGGAACGUUCGCCUCAUGUUUUCGCGCUUGAAUAAUGGAUUUAUUAUGUGAAUCCUGUGUUCGGAAAAUUUAUUCAUAUUAUAACGACUGUAUUAUAUUUUUCAAUAUUUUAAAUUUUUUUGUCUAUCAGUUCAGAGGUUCAAGCCCUGUGGCGACGUAAAAGUCUGUUUUUACAAAUGAAAACAUAAUUUUUCUUCGCGCGAAACGUCGUGCUAAUUUAUUCGGCUGUUUCUGUUUAUUGUAUCGACGUAAAAAUUAUUGUUCAAGCGUAUACAAAUUGGGUGAGCUUAUGUUUAAAAAACCACCCUGUAUCUGAAUAAAUGGCUUUGUUUAUUAAUUUGUUGGUCGUCGAAGUCUUGUUCAAACGACUUCGGUUUAGUUAUACAUACUACGAAAUAACCAUAGUUAUUAGAAUAAUUGGUAAGAGAAAUCAAUUAUUUCUACUAGGUUCUGUAACUUAAUCGGGUAGACGAAUAAUUAUAACUACUCAUUUUUUGUUUAUCUGUUCGCUGUUAGGUUAUAGUUCAAACACUGACCGUAAAAUGCUGUUCGCGAUGCUGUUCAAAUUACCUAUUCAAUAUUAUUUGCAUUCACUUUUUGAUUAUAUUAUUAUGUCUACAAUAUGUUAGUUAUCUUAUCGAAAUUCUCCACAUUUGUCGGAUCAGUUUUCGCUGAUGUUAACACAAUAUAUUUUACUAUAAUAUUAUACACACAAUAUUUACUGACUAAUCAACCCCGUUGGGUGUAAACUGUCUCCAUCCUCCCGACAAACAGUAAAUUCCCGCAUAGACACCAUUAUAUUAGUUCUUAAUAAUGCGAAAAAAUAUUUUUCAAAUGGUUCUCAAAAUGUAUUUUAGACAACUAACUCGUGUAAAUCUUUCCAUUAAACAUUUGCUUUUCAGUUUUAUAGGUAGAACGCAUACUAAUAUUUUUUAGAAUUGCAUUGAUUUAUUAUAUUAAGGUAGUCAAGCCGAAAUAAUUAUAAGAAGAUCCGAUUUAUGGAAAGGCAGGACAAAUACUUGGGACCUAAUCAAAUUUAGAACUAUGAUACUAUCGUAGGUGUAUUCGUAAUAUCCUAAUUUCAACGUAAAUAAAUAUUAGCUAACAUAUAUAACCUAAACAUAACUAUAUCAACUUCAAUAGUUUUCAUUUUAUUCUGAGUAAAACAGAAUUUUGUUAAAUUUCCCAAUACUUUUUCUAAAAAUUGCUUUUUAUAGUUUUUAUUUUUAAACACUUGGUUUGGCAAAUAUCUUAAUUUUUUCACGCAGUACAAAAAAAUCCGGAAUUUCUACCCGAUGUUGGUAUACUUUGUUUGAAAAACAUUUGUCGACAUUUUAAAGAGUUCAUACACGCAUCAAUUUCAUUUGUAAAUGUGCUUCCCUGAAUCACCAGUAGAGGCUUCAGAAAAUCGGUAGCAGGAGGAAUGUAUUUGUUUCAAUAUAAUAUAUUGUGAUGUGUGUUAUUUAUGAACAAUUUUACUACCAGAAAUUUUACUUCAAAUUUCAAGAAAAAAUGAAUUUCUGAAAGACAAUUUUGUCUAACUUGUGUGUAAGAAAGUAAUUUUUUUAUUUAAUAAUUGGGAAAACGUAGGAAGGAAGAAACCUAAUCUAACCUAACCUAACCUAAUAACGCAUAUUUUAAUGUUGUUUUAAAACAUUUUCCCAAUGAGUAAAACUGUAAUUAAUAAAAAACCAAUUUAAGAAACAGUUUGUAAACAUUUAUAUUUGUUUUGUAAUAUGUAUAAUAAUAAUAAUAAUAAUAAUAAUAAUAAAAUCAAUCUCAAUUUCUUUUUCGUGGUAAUAUAAUAAUAAAAAACGACGGACAUACUUUGUACGAAGACGCAGCCACUGGUGUAGGUGGGAAAUUGGGAAAGUACUGAUCCCCUGUGGAUUUGAUAAGAUUUGGAUCAGAUACCUAUAUCGUUAUAAAUAUUAUUCGUUCAUAUAGUUGUCCGACCCAUUUCAUCCGAUUCCUUUGAUACCGGUGUCAAAAUCUUCGUACUAAUUUGCGAAAAUUCCUAUAAUUUGGUAUGAGAUGAACCAACCUCGUGGACGUAUAAAUAUUAUAGGAUCGAUUGAACAUUUUAUAUUCGUGUACAGGCGAGCACCCAGGAAUUUUAUUUGGGGGAGAGGGGCUUAAAAUUUGCUUAUUAUACUUACACACGAGUAAACAACUACCACUGAUUAUUAAAUCAUUAUUUUUUUAUUAUUAUUAUUAUUACUACAUACUACAUAGUUUUGUAUUUAUAAUUAUAUUUACAACGAUGUAAUGAAUAAUAUAAAUCUAAAAAUAAUUUUCAACGAAAUAUAAUCGAUCGGCGAUGGCCACAAACCUUAUGUCGUACUAUUCAACUAUUAAUGUGUAUCAAACAUGCUAAUCAAAUAAAAAGAAAACAUAUUUUAUUAUUGUAACAAUAAUAAUAAUAUUAUAUAGUAAAAAAAAUUUUGGGGGCUUCAGCUCCAAAGCUUCUCUCCUGAGUGCGCCACUGAUCGUUUACGACGACAAACGAUUUUUGAUACGAACACCAUUACGGAUUUGCAAAUACGCAUAAUAGCGUAGAUAACAUUAUUAUUGUUGUUAUCAGUAACGAGUACGUUUAUUUUGCAUAUGAUACGCCCCUUGCCCCAUAACCCUACCGGAUUCCGUGUUUUGUAAUAAUAUUAAAUAAUUAUUUUAUUAUGUUAUUACGGUAUUAUUAUGUGUCGUCGUAAUUAUUAUCGGUUUACGCGUUGGGUUUCAGUUCGGGUUCACGGGUAAUUACAUUACCUGAUAAACCCAUCGAUAGAAUCCGAAAAGCUAUAGAGAUACUAGUAUUACUGUAAUACAAUAAUUUAUGGCAAUCUACAUUGCCCUUAAUUAUUCUUGCGUGAUACGUGUAGGUACUUAUUUCAAAUAUCGUGUAAACAUAAUAAUAAUUUGAUGAAAAUUUAAUAUAGUGAACGCAUACAUUAUCGCAGUGGCGUACACAGCAUUUUUCAAUGGGAGAGGGGACACUGAGCAGUAUAAACUAUUAUAUACCUAAUAAUAACUACAAAUUAUAAUACAUAUACAUGCUCGUUUAUGUACUAUUAUUAUAAAUGUUUUUUUUUUUGAGGUUACUUUGCAACAAAAUACAUAUUAAUUAUUGUAUAGUACGAUAAUUACUCGUACUUGAAUGGUUAAGUCAGUUGUGCAAAUGUGCGAUGAUUAUUAUUUUAUUAGUAACAUAUAAGUUUUCAAUGCUGAAUAGUUUAUAAUGUGUGUUUUGAUGUGGAGCAGAGUCGACGGCGCGGCGGUUCUAACAAAAAUCGACGGUGUGACGUCGUGAUUACAUUUUUUCCGAAACGAAACACCAAGUUUGCUGACUUCCAUAACCGCUUUUACCUAUUGUUUUAUCCUUUAGUAAAUGGCAAUAAAUAGAGCGUGGAUUUAUAUUCUCUUAAAAUAGCCAAAAUGUAAUGCUUAUAUUCUCUUAAAAUUUUGAAUAUAUGCUUGUAAUAUUCUCUAAAAAUAUUAUUAAAAUAUGUAAAACUAUGUUUUUUAUUAAUUUAUUCUCUUAACAUCAAAAUAUGAACUUAUAUGCAAAAUACAUUUAAUAAAUAAUAAACAAAAUCAAUAACAUUAUUAAAUAAUAAUAAACUAAAUUUUUUAGAUCGUUAUUUCGGCAUUUCAUUAAAUUAAAACUUGUAAAUUUAAGCACAACAGUUAUAAAAUAUAUAAAAAAAAUGAUUUUUAAUUUUAUUUAACUUCAAAUACGAAACGAUAACUCGUUAUCAUUAAAGAAAAACAUGUGAUAAUUUACGUGGUAACAAAUUAUUAUCAAUUAUUCGGGCCAUAGGUAGUUUACAUUAAACAUAGUCUAUAUGGUAGUCUGUUGUCUGUAAAAUUAUAACUAGAUAUCGAAAAUUCGUCUAACAGGACGUGUAUCAAUGUCAUUUACCGUAAUCGUAUUAUGAUAAACAGCAGAAUAAUAAUUUUCGCACUUCAUAAUCAUUUGCCAAUUAUCAAAUCAUAGUGGCAUUGGAAACUAUUGUACGACGCACCCAUUAAUAAAUUAUUAUAAAAUAGAAAAAAUUGAUCGCAAUGGUUGAAAUAUACAUCAUUUUUUAAUUCCUGGAAAUAUUUCAAUUCAUACAUUUUUAACUAGUCAAAUAUACAAAAAAAUAAUUUUAUAUGAAUAAUAUAUUCUCUUAAAAUCAAAAUAUGCACUUAUAUUAAAAUUAAAAUUUUGUAUUCAGAUUCUUUGUACUGCGAAUCGUUGACAUAUCUUACUCUCAUGAUUGUGCAUGCAUUUAUUAAAAACAUGUUUUUACAUAGGAAUCCGCGUUCUAAUAAUAAAUAAUGUAUUUUAUGAUAAUAAUAAUAUAACACAAAUUGCGUAAUAAAAUACAAUAAGAAAAACGAAAAAAUGGGUAAUAUUUUUGAUUUUAAAAUUGAAUUACCGUUAAUUUACUUCUAAAUUUCCAACUACUGGGGAUUUGAUAUCUCCACAUACCUUCUGAUUAGAGGACUAAACUCCCUUAGUCCUCUCCCCGGGUACGUCAGUCCAUUAUCGAAAUCAUUUUGCAGGAUAGAAAUUUUUAAGAAAAUUCAGAUUCAGGAUUAUCAGAUACAGUAUAACGUAGUUGGAGAGAUGAAGUUAAUUUAAUAUUAGUCUAUUAAUGGGCUAAUAAUCAACACAUUUUUAUAAAACAUCAGUUUUAUGCUAUUUUCGCCUUUAAGUAUUUUAUAAAAUGCCUUAUUUGACUGUUACAUUAUACUGGUAUACCAAAGACAGUAUACAUUAAUAUCGGGUUUAUUUUCUGUUUUUUACGCAGGUUAUGCGCCGAUAUUUCCAUUCCUGACGCCGAUAUUGAAACAACGGGGCUAUUCGGCGUUCAUUGUCGGUUUGAUAUACACCCUCCAGCCGAUCCCGGCGUUGUUUAUUCGACCAAUUACCGGCGUUAUCACGGACCGGUUCAAAUGUCGGAGAUCCGUGUUUAUCGCGAGCACGUUAAUUAUGUUCGGGCUGGUAGCCCUGCUGUCCGUGAUACCGGGUUCGGUAUCAGACGUUGAAAUGAACGAUCUGGACGUAAUCAAAUCACCGCUUUUUUGGUUUUAUUUCGUUACCAUCACUCUGGUUAAUAUGGACGGAACGAUCAACGGCGUGUUGGCCGAUACCGUUUGUAUAAAUUUACUAGGUAUGAUGAUUGAAAAGACUUGUUACGGAUAUUAUAACAGGACACAAAAUGAUCUCCCAGUCAUUAGUUUUUUUUUUUUUUUUUAAUGUUAAAGCGGUAUAUUGAAUUCCAAUUGCAAAAUUGGCUAAAAACUCUUUUAAGGGAGAUAUAAGGGCAUUACACGAGGAUGUGGUGAUGGAUAUAUAGGAGGGUUUAUAGCAGGGGAGGGGGUGAGCAUAUAAGUAUGGGACUUUAUUACUUGUACAGGAUCAGGAGGAAAACAACGAAGGGCUUGUUUUAACCAGAAACUUAUUUUAGGUAUGUAUAAGUUUAAAACACUUUAUAUCCCAGUUGUGUUCGUCCGUUCGUAUAGUUACUAUAGUAUACGUCAUAGUUAUUGAUUUGGUUGACAAGGAGAUAAUUAUUAUUCGUAACAUUAUUAUUAUUAUUAUAAUCAUUAUCAAUUUAAAUAAUAUAAAUAUUUAAUAAUAAAUUACACAUUCAUAUUAGCCAAAAUUAAAAAAAUAAAUAUCAAAAUAUAAGUAGUAAUUAAAGAGUUUUAAUAAUAUCCUGUCCACUAUUUACAUUAAAUUAAGAUUUUAAAUUUAUUUUCAUUCCUAUACAUAUGCAUAAUAUACCAAAUUCUUUUAAAACGGAAUACGAUGGAAUUACGUAACAGUUUAUUGUUUAAAUUACCUACGUUUAGAAACCCUGAACUUUGCACUCGUUUUGUUAACUUGUUAUCUUGUUUUUAAAUAUUUAGAUGGUUAACUCGUUUUAAAAUAGAUGGCGAAAUUAUCACUGCAUAUAGUGGUGUUUAUUGAUUCAGGCUACUGAACUUUUUCCUCUGCUAUUUGUAGGCACUUACUAAUUCGUGCGACUAUUACCUAUAACUUAUGGGACUCGGUUUACAAAAAAAAAAAAAACUCCAGAUCGAUUGUACUUGAUGAUUUACUAACAGUAACAUUGUUAGUUUUAUGGAAAUUAACGAAACAAAUUAGUCCAACCGUCAAAUAUUGCAUUAAUAUAUUCACGCACUCAAGGUGGUAACAAAUUGUCGCGUAUAAUUAAUACUGUACAUGUAUUAUUCAAUAUUUUAUUGCAUAUAAUUAAUUCUGAUGAUUUUUGGACACAAUUGAUUUUCGAUAAUUCUCUCUAUCAUAUCUUCUACAUUUUUAGAUUCGGAGUGUAGCGGUGGCUUUAAAAAAUCUUAAUGAUGUGUGUUUUUUUCUGUUUGUGAACAACUUGUCUACCAGAAAAAUUGCUCCGAAGUAUACACUAUAACACCAUUUCUGAAAAGUUAUUAAUUUUCUCUCGUUGGUGCAUUGUGGAAGUUAUUUUUUUGAUUUUUUUAGAAGUUUUCAAAAUAAUUGGGAAAACUCGAAAUAAAAUUAUAGGCAAAAUGGCAAAUAUUUACGAUGCGCCGCGGCGUUUCCGUUUUAAGUAUGUUUACACGAUGUUUUAUACCAGAAAUAUUGCUCUAAUAGAUAAACGACAAGAGAUCAUUAUUGUUGAAUAUUUAAUCUAGUUGGUGCCCAAGAAAGUUGUUUUUCAAUUCUUUGUUGUUGUAAUAAUUGUGCAAAACCGAAAAAAAGCGAAGGAAUAACGGGAAAUUUUACGAAAAUAAUUAUUUUAUUAUUUUAAAUUUCGCUUUUUCAUUAUAAUUCAGGUUAAAAUAUUCUUAGAGACUUAAAAUAUUGACAGAAAACUUAUAUUUACUUUUUCUAUACGUGGUGAAACUUUCAGAACAUUUGAGAGACUUUUAAGCUAUUUAAAGAAAUUUUAAUUUUGCGAGUGUUUUACGUAAUUUGUAUUUGGUAGAUACUCUGUAGAUAAAUUAUCAAAUAAAAACAUGGUCCUAAAAAAACACGAACAAUAAUUACAAUAAUAAUUAUUGAUAUUAGCAUACCUAUUAUAAUUUCCCGGUAGUCGACCGAGACUAACAAUACUAUAUUAUUUUAUAAUCUUAUAUUUUGAUCGUUAACCUCCGAAAAGAUAAAAAGUUAUUACUUUGAUGAUAUUAUUAUACUAUUGGACUGCGGAAACAAUAAUAGUUGUUUAAGAUUUAGCCAAAAUAAGUACGAUGACGUCCCAAUAGUUCUGCCAUAAUAUUCCUGGAGGUAAGAUAAAAUACUUUUUCUAUUGUAUUUAAAUACUAAAUAUAAAAUAAACAUAUUCUCGAUAAAUAAAUAUAAGAAACAAAAAUACUAUUAAUAUUUACUAGUAAUUGUUUAUCAUGGUGAAGGCUCGUGAACAGUGAGAACAUAAAUCUAAAAGUAUGAUAAACCAGCACAAACGACAAACAUUUAUGAUCAACGGUCAUGAAAACUAUUAAUUCGAUAUUUAACAAUGGUAUAUAUUGUAUAUACUGGUAUAUCUUAUUAAAGAUUCAGUGAUAAUAAUAAUUAUUAUCAUCAAAUAACUGAAAAGUAUUUAAUAAAUGUAUUUUCUUCGAAAAUUGUGUGCACAAAAUUACGAAAUACACCGCAUAAACGUUGUUUUUAAAUAUACGAUACAAAAUACUUAAAAAAAAAAAAAAUUUAUUCUAAAUGGUAAAUAAACAAUUCUGUUAUAUUCGAAAUAAUGUCUAUUACUUUCACAUCUAGCCUUAACGAAAAUUAUAAUGAAUAAUUAGAUUAUUAUGUGUCAGGGAAAUUAUGUAUAAUUGAAUGUUUUGUUUCGCAGGCGAAGAAAAAAAUAAAUAUGGAAAACAAAGGUUAUGGGGAUCGAUCGGUUGGAGUUUGGCCGCCAUUGCUGCCGGUGUUAGUGUAGACUGGUACAGCAAAGAUCUCACUUAUAAAAACUAUACUCUCGCAUUCAUAAUUUCAUUGUUGUGUUUCCUUAUAGAUAUAAUCGUGGUUUCGAAAAUCAAGGCAAGUAAAUAUCAUCUAUUUAACUCCAUCGCGAUACUAUUAUAUACGUUUUGUGCGUUGGUCGAAUUUCUUUUAAUUCAAGUAAACACAAACAUACUAUACUAUACGAAUCACCUACUCUGAACAAUUAAUUAUAUUAUUUGCACAUUUCAAAAUAAACGAACAUAUUUUAGCUUUUUUUUUUUUUAGAAUUGCUCUCAAAAUAGUUAUUAAUUAAUGACCUAAAACCAAUCACUCAACUCAUAUGUUAUUAUAAUUAUAAAUAGCCUGGAGACGGUUAAAAUAAUAUUUGCAACUAACGAUAUUGUCAACGGUAAGUACUUUUAGUCGAUGGGAAUUUUAAUUGACGCCGAGAUUGAUGGGAUUUCAAAUAUUUUAUACUAUCGAAACCGUCAAUAUUAUUGCUCACCGUCUCCGGGAAACACAUAACACAAGUUCCGAACACACCAAUCGCUCGUGUUUAUAAAAAGGGAAAAUUCUAUUUUUUAAUUGUAUUCCAUUUCAGAUUGUACAAGAAGAGGAAACGAAAAUAGUAGUUUCAGACUUGAAGAGGGUGCUAACUGAAUCCAAAGCUCUAGCAUUUAUUCUUUGGGUAAUUUUGUUUGGAUUUUUUAUGUCUUUCAUAUGGAACUUUGUGUUUUGGUAAGCAACAAAUUAUUAUUAAUAAUAUUACAGGGUAUACAUUUAUUUGACCGAAACUAUGAUUUUCCUCCGUUUACCUACAUUACGUAUUACUACAAUAUUAGCUAGAUUCUAGCUAGACGAAAUCAAUGUAACAACUAUAAUUUUAUUUUUAAUUAAUAUCAACAUAUAAAUUAAUUUAAAUAAAUCGAAAAAUAAUUUCGAAAAGCGUUAAGUCCAAUAAAAUAAAAUUUGAAUUUUAAACGUUGAUUUUUAAUCACGAAUUUUUUUGUUUUUACAUAAUAUACACUAUAAUUUUCCAUGAAUUACUUAUUUUUCAAUAAAUGAGUUGCUAUAGACUUUUUUAAAUCAUAUAUUCUAAAAUGUUACAUUUACCUUAUUGUUGGGGUUAAAUCAGUUAUCAAUUUUUGAUGUUUAAAUAGCGACCUAUACUAAAAAUACCAUAAAUAGACGGAGAGUAGUUAAAUGGAAUUUAAAUACAUUUUGGUGUUGUUUUGGACAAGACGUGAUAAUGAAUUGUAUAACUAUUAAGCCGAGCACAUUAACCAUGAUUAUGGUAAGACGAUACGGUAUUACAAAAAAAAAAUGUUAACACAUAAAACAGGGACAGUCUAAGAUUCAAUGGCGUUAAACCUAUAAGUAAUCUGAAGCAAUAGCUUCAGUUCAUAAAACUAUUAAAGUAAGUGAGUCAAAUUUGUAGGUAUUUUAGAUAUGUUUUGGUAGUAUUUGACGUACCUAUCUAUGCAGUAAAAUGCAUAACAAGUUAAUAAACAUAGUUAAUACCAAGCGAAUGUAUACACACAAUAUAAUUUACAAUUUUAUUAUAAUAUAUUAUGUAUACAAUAUAAUACCUAUUCUACGUAAUAACUUCCUAAUGUAAGUAACUUUGAGUAUACGAUUAUACUCAAAUUUCAUGCUCAAUAUAAAGAACAAAAUUUUAGUACUGUUUUAUAUGUUCGGUAUUGGGUUCACUGUUUUAACCUAGUUUUUGUAGCUGCAGUUAAUAUAAAAUUGUACAUAAAUUCGUGAUCUAUUCUGAUAUUUCAAUAUUAAAAACUAAUUAUAUUUAUUAGUAUUUCUUAUACAAUGAAAUUUCAAUCGAAUCGAACCCAAAUUAUGUUAAUGACAGGUGAAAAUUAAAAAUAAAUUCCUGGGGGAUCUAAUUUUUUUUUGACGACCGAUUUGAUUUUUUCUUUGCUAGUUAAAUUUGAUAGUGAUCUUUAGUCAUGAUAACAUUUUGGAGGUUCGAACAUUUACGUUUAGCAGGUGUGUUCUGGUUUAUAAGUCAGUCAACAUAUUUUUACUUUACAUUUAUUUUAAGAGUUUGGCGCCAUUGCAAUAAGGUUCAUGGUGUAUUCAAUGUUGAGAUACAACUAAAUAUUAUUAUCGUGUAUUCCACUAAUUUUUCGUUGUUUUAACAUUACUACAGGUACAUUGAAGAUUUGUCCAUUAUUUAUCAUCCCGAGACAAAAUCGUGGAUGAAAACUCUCCAGGGAGUGGCAUUGAUAAUUCAGUGUUUCGCGGGGGAGGUCCCGUCUUUUUUCGUGUCCGGUAAGCAUAAUAAUGUAGUUUACGGCAAAAAUCAAUAUUCGUCCAUUUCUUUAACUUGUGAACUAUAAUAAUAAUAGCCUGAAUAUUCACAGGUUACAUACUGAAACGCAUCGACCACAUGACCGUGUUUUCUCUGAUGUUCCUCACGUUCACUGUCGUCUUCUAUUUGUACUCAAUCAUCCAAAAUCCGUUGUGGACUCUGCCCGUGGAAAUCCUCAAUGGCAUAGCGUUUGGCAUGGCUUACUCGGCGGCCGUUUCUUAUGCAGGCAUCAUAACUCCAGCCGGAGCCGAGGGAACCGUGCAGAGCAUUUUCGGCACGGCGCUCAACGGGAUCGGUAGGCUAAUUUUUCGAUUUCACAUAUUAUCGACUAGUCGGAGGUAUAUCAUGUCAAGUGUCAUGAAGUCAUGUAUUUUAACGUCAAUAGUGUAAUAAAAGUUUAGUGCCUGUAGUAUACUCGUAAUAAUAGUAGGUAUACGUUUUAAAAUUAAUUUAACCAUUGAUUUAAUUUCAAAAAUGUUUGGUUUAUGUACUAUCGUACAUUCGUAUCAUAUCUUAUCGUUUUAAUCAAAUGCCUAUUAUUAUUAUUACUAUUGUUAUUGUGACAAAGAAUAAGAUGGUUUGGAAACAAAUAUUAUACAUUAGUAGUGACUAGCCACUAGACCUAUAGACCACACAAUACUUACAAAUUAAAAAUGCUGUCAUCCAUCAUUGAGUUGAAAUGUACAUUAAUUAUCUUACAUUUAAAAUUGUAAUUAAAAAUAACCUUAACAUCUUACCAAUAUUAAUAAAAGUUCUAUGCGAUAUCCACAGCCGAAGUUAUCGCACGCAGAGAUCUAAAAAAGAUUAACAUAUCUUGCGCGUGGGUAGGCCACUGUUGGAGGUGAGAAAUUGGGAAGGUAGUAGAUGAGAAAUGUAUAACUGUACGCAACGAUUAACCAUUGCAAACGAAAAAACAAUUCUGAGGGAAAUUCAAUUAAUAGUGUUGCUUGUGUCAUAUUAUGGUAAAAUAAUUAUGCAUUAAACAUUUCCUUUAAUAAUAUUUGUUUAAUAUUGUACCUAUUUUUCCGUAUUUGUUACGUUUUUCCCGGUUCCCCAUGUUUUUCCCAUUUAUUGGAAAAAUUCCUGAGAAAAUCAAAACUCUUUUCCUUAAAAUGCCACUCCAAUCAAAUUUUCAAACUUUUAGAAAAAGUGCCAUCAUUGUAAAUCGGAGUGAAAUUUCUGGUAGACAGUUGUUCACUGAUAAAAAAAAAUAAACAUCAUUGUGAAACCAAUACAUUCCUCACUCCAUUCAGAAUCCAAAAUAUACAUACAGAAGCGAAUGCAUGGGUUAAUGUUGCUCCUCGAAGCCGAAUUUUCGUUAUCCACGUUAUAAUUGGUGGCUGACCAAGAGUUUUGGAUAUUUUUGGAAUGAAAAUUGAAUAACAAAAUUAUUGAUUUAUGGGUUGUCUUGGUGAUACAAAUGAAUAAAAACCGUUGUUAUUGAUAAUUAAUUAGGUAGUCAUAGUCAAGGAAGUACCUUUUUUUUAAAAAAAAAAAAAAUACGGUACCGUUACAAAGAUUUACUGUAAUUGGGACGGAGGUGGUGGUCGUGGAGGAAAUACGAGCAGAAAUAUUUUAAUUUUUGUUUCGUUCAAUACUGUGUACAGACAGCUAAUUACUAUGAUAAUUAAAACGACUUUUGUGACACUUGAUAUACCUAUCGUAUGAUACCUGACAUUAUAACGUAAAUUAUAAUGACUUUUUAACACUUGCGUUAGAAUCCUCGAUAUUGUUUUAGUCGCUUAUACUAAUGGUAUGACGAACGUGAAUACAAAGAAAAUCAAAGACGAGGAUUCGGAUGCAAGUUGUUAGGUGCCUAACCAAUUUUCACUUGCAAAAUUAAAAAUAUAUUUGGACACCGAUUUAUCAAUGGACUCAAAAUCUAGUGUCUAAACAUAAUGUGAUUCUAUAUAAUUGUUGGUGCAUACACAUACGACCUUAAAUGUUUUUUUGAUGUGUUAUGAUCGAUUAUGGUCAUUUAUAGUGACCAAUCACCCUUCACCGUUUAAAAAUCCAUCGUUUUCCAGGUGCUCCCAUUGGAAGUUUCACCGGUGGUAACAUGUUCAAAAACUUGGGCAGCAUCCAAUCGUUCCGAUUGUUGACCGGACUCGCGUUGGUCGUGUGCAUCUCCCAAGUGUCCGUCAACUUUUUGUUAAACUGCCGUCAUCGUCCGUCCGACAACGGCGCUACCACCAAUAAGGACUGCGCUUACAAUUUAGUUGAGACUAAGGAUACGGCCGAAGACACUAUCCCAACACUCUAGCGUUUGAUCUCCUAUGCGUAUAAUAUAAGUACUAAGUAUAGGUACAACUUAUAAUACUCAAUAACAAUAUGUAUUUGUAUUUUUUUUUUUUUUGAUACAUUGUGUUUUUUUUUUUUUUUAAUUAAAGCUCUUCCGGCUGUCUCGAUAACUGCGUGUGUUUUUUGUUUUACC
This is a messenger RNA of Cinara cedri, 17224 nucleotides long. NCBI's taxonomy places the organism in Eukaryota, Metazoa, Arthropoda, Insecta, Hemiptera, Aphididae. The record is from the annotation of a GenBank genome assembly.